Molecule: messenger RNA, 977 nt
Organism: Pecten maximus
Lineage: Eukaryota; Metazoa; Mollusca; Bivalvia; Pectinida; Pectinidae
Source: RefSeq, a predicted model, not a curated record
UUCCUCUACAUAUCAUUUUAUUACAGAUGGCCACCAACAUUCAGUUAGCACAAGUGAUUCUUCAGCAAGACGGAUUUCGCGAUAAGGAAUGGAAAGAAGUUUCACUAUUGUCCACUGGUGCUCAACUCGGGAACUUCGUCAAGAAACGAUUAUCGAAAUAUUUUUUGGGGUUGGCGCCUUCAUUGGAGAAAUACUAUUACGAUCUUCAAAAGGAAAAAUUGGAAGAAUUUCUGGAAAAACAGAAAGGUCGCACAUUCAGUUUGGGCCACCCAUGCUUAGAGAGAAAAACAUUAACGCAAUGCGUCUAUGAGGAAAAAGUAGGAUUUGUCAGCAAAGUUGCUGCACUCGCUGGUGGGGAGACCAGUAAUGAAAGAAAAAGGAGCAUUCCAUCUAGAGAGUUGGAACAGAGUUGGAUCAAUAGAAGUACAUUUGAAAAGGAACUUAAGUUAUGGAAAAUGGACAUGGAAUCGGAUUACAUCAAGACCAUGAAAGAGGAAGGGUGUAUCCCUUGCAUUGUCAGUGAGAUAGUUGAAGCGAUGAAGCCUAACGAUGAAACUGACUGCAAGGCCAGUUUAGUUGAAAAGCAAACGCGUGAAGCCAAUCUCAAGUUGGGAAAAGAUGUUUUGCCUCUCUUUACCCAGGACGUUGUGUCAAAUCAACUUGAAGGGAAGUUAACAUAUGAAAGGAUGACUGAAGAAAAAGCUUGUGUGAGUGGACCCGUUCUUUACAAGGUUUUACCGCUUGAGGUGAAUGUAGAUGGUGGUAUCGCAGCAAAAGAAAAUUCCAAAGGAUUUAAAGAGGAAAGGCUUGCAUCUGACGGGACUGCUGGAAACUUCUCAUGCAGUCCUGCGGAUCCUACACUCCAGUCCAGCUUUGAUAAGGUUGAGAAAUGGCUUAAACUUAUAAUUAGCAACCAAGCUGUUGCUGAUGCUUUUAAGUCUGUAACGAGCGAAGACAUACAUAAUCUAUGUUGCGAU